AUGGUUCUGGUGUUGGAAGCGUACAGAGAGAAUCAGAGCUACAUUGGAGCAUCGGAAAAGAUUGAGGAAACGAAGAAAUCAUUUGGAUAUUCUACCUAUUAUGGUCUGGUGUUCGGGGUGGUUCUGGAAGUCAUAAGGAAUUCUCUUCGCCACUUCAAGAAGCCCCCAAUGCCAUUCUACGUCCCAACAAUUGGAUCCGUUAUGUCUCUGGUACUAAGUAUUGUUACUGUAAUAGUUGGAAACGUGGAUGACGCAGACUGGUUCAAACAAAUCGCCAUCGGAUUCAUUUACGGAAAGACGAUUGAGGUGACACUGUCUCGCUACACCAUCUGGAAUGGCUCUGCACAGGCUAUUGGAGCAUACAUUGCACUGCAUUUCGCCGUCCGAAUGGCAAUGAUCAUCGAAAACGCUGGAUUUGCAAACAGUGUGCAAUUGAUUCGGAUUACGAGAUACACGAUGACUGCUAUUGCUCUUUUCUGCGGAUAUCAGUUGGCAGCAGAAUCGGAAAAGUUGCAACGAGAGGUGUUUGUAAAAGAAGAUCAACGACACCGAGAAUAG
Molecule: messenger RNA, 558 nt
Organism: Caenorhabditis remanei
Lineage: Eukaryota; Metazoa; Nematoda; Chromadorea; Rhabditida; Rhabditidae
Exons: 5
Coding region: 1-558 (185 amino acids)
Source: RefSeq, a predicted model, not a curated record